Messenger RNA from Phyllopteryx taeniolatus (common seadragon), 2364 nucleotides. RefSeq names its product POC1 centriolar protein A (gene poc1a). The transcript has 11 exons. Gene Ontology annotation, molecular function: protein binding. Gene Ontology annotation, cellular component: centriole; ciliary basal body. Gene Ontology annotation, biological process: cilium assembly. Bases 179 to 1495 code for a protein of 438 amino acids. The record is from RefSeq and is a predicted model, not a curated record. Lineage: Eukaryota; Metazoa; Chordata; Actinopteri; Syngnathiformes; Syngnathidae.
GCGGGGCGCCCAAUCGCGGCGCGUAAACUGAAAGUUGGUUGUUGUCACCGGCUAGCAGCUAACGGCUAACAGCUAGCCUUUUGCAGCUUAGUCGAGCUUCUCAGGGAGUACCGUAUCGCUCUUGACGAACAGUUUGAAAGUUGUCACUACGUACCGUGUCGUCCCUGAACCGCGAAAUAUGACCUCUGCACUGCCUGAUCCGACACUUGAGCGUAAUUUCAAGGGUCACAAGGAUGCUGUGACGAGUGUGGACUUCAGCAGCAACAUGAAACAGAUUGCCACAAGCUCCACUGACUGCAUCGUGAUGAUCUGGAACAUGAAACCUCAGAGGCGUGCGUAUCGUUUUGACGGACAUGAAGACUCUGUCACCUCGAUCCAGUUUUCUCCCUCAGGACACCUGGUAGCCUCCUGCUCCAAAGACAAGACUGUACGCCUUUGGGUGCCCAACAUGAAGGCUCAGUCAACCGUAUUCAAGGCUCACACGGCCACUGUGCGUAGUGUGAACUUCUCCGGGGAUGGUCAGGCUCUGGUCACGGCGUCCGAUGACAAGACAGUCAAGGUCUGGGCCGUUCACCGACAAAAGUUCCUGUUCUCCCUCAAUCAGCACAUCAACUGGGUCCGCUGUGCCAGGUUUUCUCCAGAUAGCCGCUUGAUCAUUUCCUCAAGUGAUGACAAAACCAUUAAGCUCUGGGACAAGAACAGCAGGGAAUGUAUUCAUUCUUUCUACGAACAUGCAGGUUAUGCAAACCAUGUGGAUUUCCAUCCCAGUGGAACAUGCAUCGCUGCAGCCAGUACUGACAAUUCAGUGAAGGUGUGGGACAUUCGAUCCCUUAAGAUGCUGCAACAUUACCAAGUCCACAGUGGGGUGGUGAACAGUUUGUCUUUCCAUCCAUCUGGUAAUUUCCUCCUCACCGCGUCUAACGAUUCCACAACCAAGAUAUUGGACCUUGUGGAAGGAAAACUGUUGUUUACACUGCACGGACACCAGGGUCCAGUAAAUUGUGUGGCUUUUUCCAGAACAGGAGAGUACUUCGCCUCUGGAGGUUCUGAUGAACAGGUGAUGGUGUGGAAGAGCAACUUUGAUGAGAGCAGUGACACAGCCAGGGUGCAGCGGUCCAACGCUCCCACCCACCAGACCUCGGAACCAGCUCAAACAGCUGCCAAAAUAGGCCGCGGUCACAGUGGAGCCAAGCAUCCCAACACCCACAAGAGUUCGAGCACCAGUUCCACCUCCAUCAACGUAAAAGGCCACGGCACGGCUCAACAGUCCCUCCAAGUGCCCCACACCCUGGAGGGAACUGCGGCCCCUGGUCUAACCAACACACUUCAACACAUUAUGGGUCAACUAGACAUUCUCACCCAGACGGUGUCCUACUUGGAACAGCGGCUGACGCUGACCGAAGACAAGCUGAAGGAGUGUUUGCAGAACCAGGGGGCGUCUCACGCGCAAACGUUUCCAGACGAGACGAGCUGGACCCCGGUCGCCCCAUACUGAGCCUCGCCGCGUGAUGAUCCAACUUGUCCUCGCAGAGACAAAUGUUGCAGAGGUGGUUGCUUGCAAACAUUACUGACAGAGCGUCUCUUUUCUGCUGAUUGUGUUUUGCAGUAGGCACCAUCUGUUUUUAAAGCAGUGUUUGUGUAAACUUGGACAACAAUGCAAACAUCAAAGAUGUUGGCUCAUUCUCCAUUCUCUUUUUUUCUUUAAAUUUGAGGUGGUCUCAUCUCAUCUUUUAAAAGUAACCUUAUCAUAAGAAGACCAAUUUAUGACCAAUUUUCCACAUUUCCUCCUGUCUGUUAUUCCACAUUGUUGACUGCGUCCAUAUUUAUGUUCUUUGAGGCCACUUUUUCGUUCUGCACCACAUUCCCCACAAGUCAUAUUUGCAUUUUUUGACUGUUCAGAGUUGCCAGGUGUGUUAAUAACAUGGCUGUGACAUAAUUACAUACAAAAAAAAGAAGGAAAAAAACCCAGAAUUAUAGCCUUAACACCUUAUAUCUUGACUUGCCCCUUAAAACAGGCUGGCCCUGUCUCAUGCAAGUGAUCGACUAUAUACCCCGGCCCAUUAUACUCCUGGGUCAAUGGCGAGUCCAUCUUUUGUUACCGUGUUGACUUGCGAGAACAGAGCGAGUGCCAAUAAAGACAGUAAAAUAAUUUGUACUCGUGGAGGUAGUAGCAUUUCGCACACUACUCUUUGUUUAUGAGGCAUUUAAAAAGGUGCGGUUUGUAUAUUUCUGUUGGUUUUCUACAAUUUUACAACAUGACUGUUACUAUUGUAGCCAAACCAUCUGUUUUUGUGCCUUAUCUGUUUUUGUUUUGUGUUUUUAAAUUCCCUCUCUUAGCUGAAAUUAAAGCGAGUCCAGAUGGUA